UCAGAAGAGGACGGUGGAAGAGCAUCGCAGCUGUGUUUUAUUUCACUGUAAAGCAGUACCUAUCGCAGCAGCUGCUUGGGACUGUGUGAUGCUGUCUUGGGCUGCACAGAGAGUCUGGCUCCAGACUGAGAGUCGCCUGGUCUGCCCGUCCGAGAUGACAUGAAAUGGCCCCAGUGGAGAAGGACGCACUGUACAGACGAGUUCAGUGUCAUGAAACCAUCCAGGACUCUUCAGAUCAGUGACAAACCAAAGGAACUGGCAGCGCGAUCCAAGAGCAUGGUGCUUGGAGAGUUGUCUCGGGUCUCCAGGCCCUGUUCACCCCUGGAUCAAGAGAAAGCACUGAAGGCGGGCUGGCUGAAGAGACAGCGGAGCAUCAUGAAAAACUGGCAGCUGCGUUGGUUUGUCCUGAGGACCGAAGCUCUGUAUUUCUACAAGGACCAGGAUGAAAGCAAAGCACAGGGUUGUAUUCCUCUUCAGGGUAGUCAGGUCAAUGAGGUGCCUGCCAAUCAGGACGAGCCUGGCCGCCACCUUUUUGAAAUUGUUCCAGGAGGGACUGGAGAGAAGGAUCGAACCGGUAUAAGCCAUGAAUCAUUCCUGCUGAUGGCCAACUCUCAGAGUGACAUGGAGGAGUGGGUCAGAGCCAUACGUAGAGCGAUCUGGGCUCCUCUAGGUGGAGGGGUCUUUGGGCAGCACCUAGAGGAGACCAUGCUGUAUGAGGCCCAGUGUGGUCCUCAGCGCCUGGUUCCUGUGCUGGUCGAACAGUGUGUGGGCUUCAUACGUGAACAUGGGCUCAAGGAGGAGGGCCUUUUCAGGGCCCCUGGACAGACCAAUCACGUUCGAGAACUGCAGGAUGCCUUUGACCGUGGUGAGAAGCCGGUGUUUGACAGUUCCACAGACGUCCACACAGUGGCAUCGCUGCUAAAGCUGUACAUACGAGAGCUGCCAGAGCCUAUAAUCCCAUUCUCCAAAUAUACACAGUUCCUCUCUUGUGCUCAGCUACUUACCAAGGAUAAAGAAAUGGGUAUCAUAGAGCUGGGCAAACAGGUGAAAUCCCUUCCUCAGGUUAACUACAACAUCCUUAAAUACAUUUGCAAGUUUCUGGAUGAGGUUCAAUCUCACUCCAACGAGAAUAAGAUGAGUGUUCAGAACCUGGCUACUGUAUUCGGACCUAAUAUCCUUCGGCCCAGAGUGGAGGAUCCAGUUACCAUGAUGGAGGGAAGCUCACAGGUGCAACACCUGAUGACUGUGCUGAUCAGUGAACACUCCCGACUUUACCAACGUGAGGAACCAAAAACUGAAACUAAGGUUCCUCCACAGAGACAGGACAUCCAGCGGUGCAAAGUGGAAUGGGUUUCACAAGACGACACUGACCACCUGCCUUCCUCAGGCACAGGCUCCAAAACCCCGACAGAAACACCCCAAUCUUCCACCCCUUCUACAGAAAGUAAGACAGCUGCAUCGAGCCCUGUUACAUCGGAAAAGGGUGAGGAUGUUCGAAGUGAAGGGAAAAGCAAAAGUAAGACGGAGGAGAAGGCAGAUGGAAAAGCAGAUAGCAAAACUGAAGGGAAAAGUGGAAGUGAAGUGGCUGUUAGUCCGAGUAAACAGUCUAAAGCUUUGCCCUCCUGGAGGUGCUCCUUCAAGGGCACUGCAACCUCCGGAGGACCGAGAGGAAAAAUAGGGGGAUCGGCAGGGGAUGUGUCAGCAGCUGGUGGGAGCAACUGGCUGAUGAAUGGCCUGUCGUCCCUCCGAGCUCACAGGCGCACCACCUCAUCUGGCGAAAGACUGAAAGACUCUACUCUGUCUCUAAAGGAUUCAACCCUCUCCCUUAGAGAAACCACUCUUUCCCUCAAAGACUCACAAAGAGACUCUGAUGAAGACUCCUCUCGAACGUCCCUGUCUCACAGAGUCCUCCAGUCCCACAGACUGUCUGCCUAUGACAAUGUUGCCCCCUCUAGUCUAAGUCUGCCUGCGGACACUUCGUCCAUCUGGACGUCCUUUGAGAUCUCACUGUCUGAGCCCGAGGGAAGCGAUAAGGCAGUGAAAUUAGAACAGGGCCAAGAGAGGCCCACAGAGGUGAGGGACAGUACAAACACUGUGGAUCACAGUGCAAGCGGCAAUGAAGAAGAUCUCACGGGAGCAAACGAAGAUUUCACAGGCAUGCUGACCGAGCUCAAGCAGGAGCUGAAGAAACAGAGGACAAGCUAUGAAACCUGCAUUCGCAAGUUGGAAGAGUCCUGUUCCAAGUACCAGUCCCAAGUAAACCGCCUUGAGGAGGAACUGGACCAGGAGAAGAAGAAGUUUCACAUGCUAGAGAUCCGACUCAGGAACUCAGAGCGGGCGCAUCAAGAUGCAGAAAAUCGAAACAUUCUUCUCCAACAAGAGAUGGAGGAAUUCUUCAAGACCCUUGGGGACCUGACAACAGGUGCAACACGGACCAACUAGACCAGACCAACCUGCCUUCAUCUGGUCCAUCAGCAGGGGAGGAGCUCUGUUACUGGGAAGACCAACCAGCCCCAAAGCUUUGAAGACCAAAUACCUCUAGUGCAGUACUAAUUGCCAUCUUGCCCUCUUUAGUACAGCUGUCUUGUGCCUACACUGACCAGUGCCGGUGCCAAACGAGAACUCCUCUGGACCAAGCGCCUCUCAUUUGUCAUUCCAUAAAAGUCCUUACUAUUAUACACCAUAGGUCAUGUACCCAAUUAUUUACUGACUAAAUUCCUUUGUAAGAAACCAGAAAAAGCCUUAUUUAUGAGGUAGCCUUCCCAUACAUGCAAUGUUAGUGUACCCUUAGUCUUGAAAUAAGUGUUCAUUUGACAGUACAAGAAAAAAAAACAAUGUGAGACAUUAAAAGUCAACUCUUUUAUUUGCUGGAGUUGAAGGUAGACAGUUUCCAUUUUUGAAGUAUAUAAUUGGUCUGUUAGUGAGGCAAUUUCAGUUCCAAAGGCUAAAAUUCACGCAACUGGCAUUACCAAAACACACCACAAAAGGGUCACUCUCUGCAGACAGUGUUUGGCCAAAAAAAAGACUGCAGCAUCAUCCCAGUGGUGCUGAAUGGCUUUCCUCUCUUUCCCCUAAAUGUACCUGCACUAAUACCAGAUUUGCUCAGAGAAAACUCAUGCGUAGUCUAUUCUAUCUAUUUUUGAGGAGGUGGAGGAGGGGAAAACUACAAAAAAAAAAAAAAAAAAAAAAGAAAGCCACAACAGUCCGUUGAGAUGUGGCCAAGAGAGGGUCAGGACAUGCGUCACAAUCCCCAAAGUGCAUUCUGGGAGUUGAUGCUAGGGGUUACUGCCUGGAGUGCCCAACCAUGAAAAGGGCAACGGGACAGUUUGGGAAUUUGAGCCAUCAAAUACAUCCAAAGGUUACCAUGGCAGGUAGCAAAUGCCUGUUUCCUGACUCUCAGAAAACAUACAUACAUCUACAGUAAAAUGUACAGAUCGACCACUGACUAUACUAAUCUAUGAGUUAUACUGCACAGAAAACAAAAAAUGAAACAAAAUGCAUAUAAAUAGUACUUCUGAAUGAAAUGUACAUUACAUACAUUAGAUGUCUCCUAGCUUGAAAUAAAUAAAUAAAUAACAGUACAGAAAAAAAA
Molecule: messenger RNA, 3592 nt
Organism: Stegastes partitus (bicolor damselfish)
Lineage: Eukaryota; Metazoa; Chordata; Actinopteri; Pomacentridae
Gene: arhgap22a
Product: Rho GTPase activating protein 22a
Exons: 11
Coding region: 160-2442 (760 amino acids)
Biological process (GO): signal transduction; activation of GTPase activity
Cellular component (GO): focal adhesion
Molecular function (GO): GTPase activator activity
Source: RefSeq, a predicted model, not a curated record